Eriocheir sinensis (Chinese mitten crab) is the source of this 5499-nucleotide messenger RNA. RefSeq lists its product as uncharacterized. The transcript has 2 exons. The coding region runs from base 2693 to 4363 and encodes 556 amino acids. Lineage: Eukaryota; Metazoa; Arthropoda; Malacostraca; Decapoda; Varunidae. The record is from RefSeq and is a predicted model, not a curated record.
UGUAAAAAAAAAAAUUACGGUAAAUAAUGACGAUUGUAAAGAGGGGAAAACCUGUACAUAUAUUUAAACCCGUCAGAAAUUACGACUUUUAUAGAAACUUCCCUCCAGAAAUCGACCCUAAAAAUCAUUAAAAAAAAAUUUGUAGAGAGCAAACUUAAUUAAAUAAUGACGAUUGUAAAGAGGGGAAAACCUGUACAUAUAUUUAAACCCGUCAGAAAUUACGACUUGUAUAGAAACUUACCUCCAGAACUUGACCCUAAAAAUCAUAAAAAAUAAUGUAAAGAGAGCAAACAUAAUUAAAUAAUGAUGAUUGUAAGGAGGGGAAAACCUGUAUAUUUAAACCCCUUGGAAAUUACAAUGUAUAUAGAAACUUGCCUCCAGAACUUGACCCAAAAAAUCAUAAAAAAAAAAAAAAUGUAAAGAGUAAACAUAAUUAAAUAAUGAUGAUUGUAAGGAGGGGAAAACCUGUAUAUUUAAACCCCUUCAGAAACUAUGAUGUAUAUAGAAACUUGCCUCCAGAACUUGACCAUAAAAAACGUUAAUAAAAAAAGUUCCGUUAUUCCAAAAUCAUACACGGUAAUUGUCGCAGUUCUUGCCAACCAUAGCUAAGGCAUCUCAUUAGGAAGGCAAAGUUGAGUGUGAGAAGCUAAAUGGUGACACAGAUGAGUGGACGAGUGAGGACAGUGAUGAGUUUAGUGAUAGUGAUGAGUCAUAAUAGUAUUGACAGAGGAAGGUUAAAAGAUAAAAUAGAGGAGAUAUGAGGCGUAUAGCGUACAAGGAGUGACCUGUUAGAAGCUGAGUGAACGAGGAGUGAUGACGAUGAUGAGUUUAGCGAUAGUGAUGAGUCAUAAUAGUAUUGACAGAGGAAAGUUAAAAGAUAAAAUAGAGGAGAUAUGAGGCGUAUAGCGUAAAAGGAGUGACCUGUUAGAAGCUGAGUGAACGAGGAGUGAUGACGAUGAUGAGUUUAGUGAUAGAGAUGAGUUAUAAGUGUGUUGACAGAGGAAAGUUAAAAGAUAAAAUAGAAGAGACAUGAGGCGUAUAGCGUAAAAGGAGUGACCUGUUAGAAGCUGAGUGAACGAGGAGUGAUGACAAUGAUGAGUUUAGUGAUAGUGAUGAGUUAUAAGUGUGUUGACAGAGGAAAGUUAAAAGAUAAAAUAGAAGAGACAUGAGGCGUAUAGCGUAAAAGUAGUGACCUGUUAGAAGCUGAGUGGACGAGAGUGACGGCAGCGAUGAGUAUUGAUAGAGAUGAGUUAUAAGAGUGAUGAUGGAGGAAGGUUAAAAGAUAGAAUAGAGAGGAAAUAUAAGGCGUAAAGCGUAAAAGGUGACCCGUGAGAAGCUAAUAGAUAAGCAAGGAGUGACGGCAGUGAUGAAUUUAGUGAGUGAAAAUGAUAGCUACGAUAGUGGUGACAGAGGAAGGUUAAAAGAUAAAAUAGAGGAGAUAUGAAGCUUAUUUAGUAAAAAGUGUCAACCUGCCAUUUGUAUACAGUUGCCCCUCAAAUAGUACGGUUUCCAAUAGUUCGGUUUCAGUUUUAUACGGAUGGUCAUGGAAGAUCUUUUAGGAUUUUUAAAUUUCCUGCUUAUUGGGAAAUUUGAAAAUCCUAAAAAAUCAUCGUAUAAAAUCCACAUAAAACCAAAACCGUACUAUUUGAGGGACGACUAUAAUUUUGAGCAAGUUGUGUUUUCAAGCAUUCUAAGGUCGUUAUUUUAGUCUCAAAGGGUAAAGAGAUGAUAAAUAAGGUCGCAUGUUGGCACUAUAAUUGUUGUUGUUGUUGUUCUCGGGUCACUCGCUCGCUCUCGACCCACGCACAUGCACUCUUGCCUCAUGUGCGUGUGUGUGUGCGUAAUGCUCACACCCACCAUACGCACAUGAUUAUACAAGGUGAGUAUGUGUUUGCUUGUGUUAAUGCAUCUUGGUCUGUCUGUGUGUGUGUGUGUGUGUUUGUGCAUGUGAAGGUGUGUGUUGGUUCUCUAAAUACUACAUACAUACAUAAACAAUCCUUUUUUUAUUUUUUUUAUUUUCUAUUUACUUAUUCAUUUUUAUUUUUUAUUCUAUUAUUUUAUUUCUUUAUUUAUUUUUUUUUUUUAUUUAUUUAUUUAAUUUAUUUAUUUAUUUAUUUAUUAUUAUUAUUUUUUUUUUAUGGACGCUCCUCGACUUGCAGUUACUAGGUUACAUUCUAAUAAACUUCUUACUUUUUCUUACUCUUUACCCGUUACUCCUUUACUCCUUUACUUUUUUAUUUAUUUAUUCAUUUUUCAUUUUUUUUUCCAUUUCAUUUAUUUUUUGUACAGACGCCCCUCGACUUACAAUUAUCAGGUUACGUUCUAAUAAACUCACUUUGCAUAGAAAUAUACCAGACGAAUCUGCACCUAUCGGACACCAAUAAUCCAGCCUGUAAUAUAUCGUAGAACACUCAACACAGCCUACAGUUCCACAAAAUCACCCAACACCGCAAUAUUCCAUCGCAAAACAUCAAAAAGCGUAUCGAAAUUCAAAGUACGGACUCGGCCUAUUACGUACAUCAAUAUCGCGCUCUCUGCCUAUUACGUACAUCAAUAUCACACACUCUGCCUAUUACAUACAUCAAUAUCACACACUGCCUGUUACGUACAUCAAUAUCACACACUGCCUGUUACGUACAUCAAUAUCGCACACUCUGCCUGUUACGUACAUCAAUAUCACACACUGCCUGUUAUGUACAUCAGUAUCACACACUGCCUGUUACGUACAUCAAUAUCACACACUCUGCCUAUUACGUACAUCAAUAUCACACACUCUGCCUGUUACGUACAUCAAUAUCACACACUGCCUGUUAUGUACAUCAGUAUCACACACUGCCUGUUACGUACAUCAAUAUCACACACUCUGCCUAUUACGUACAUCAAUAUCACACACUCUGCCUAUUACAUACAUCAAUAUCACACACUGCCUGUUACGUACAUCAAUAUCACACACUGCCUGUUACGUACAUCAAUAUCACACACUGCCUGUUACGUACAUCAAUAUCACACACUCUGCCUGUUACGUACAUCAAUAUCACACUCUGCCUGUUACGUACAUCAAUAUCACACACACUGCCUAUUACGUACAUCAAUAUCACACACUUUGCCUAUUACGUACAUCAAUAUCACACACUCUGCCUGUUACGUACAUCAAUAUCACACACUCUGCCUGUUACGUACAUCAAUAUCACACACUCUGCCUGUUACGUACAUCAAUAUCACACACUCUGCCUGUUACGUACAUCAGUAUCACACACACUGCCUAUUACGUACAUCAAUAUCAUACACUGCCUAUUAUGUACAUCAAUAUCACACUGCCUAUUACGUACAUCAAUAUCACACACACUGCCUGUUACGUACAUCAAUAUCACACACACUGCCUGUUACGUACAUCAAUAUCACACACUCUGCCUGUUACGUACAUCAAUAUCACACACUCUGCCUAUUACAUACAUCAAUAUCACACACUGCCUAUUACGUACAUCAAUAUCUCACACUCUGCCUGUUACGUACAUCAAUAUCACACACUGCCUGUUACGUACAUCAAUAUCACACACACUGCCUGUUACGUACAUCAAUAUCACACACACUGCCUAUUACGUACAUCAAUAUCUCACACUCUGCCUAUUACGUACAUCAAUAUCACACACUCUGCCUAUUACGUACAUCAAUAUCUCACACUCUGCCUAUUACGUACAUCAAUAUCACACACACUGCCUGUUACGUACAUCAAUAUCACUCACUCUGCCUAUUACGUACAUCAAUAUCUCACACUCUGCCUAUUACGUACAUCAAUAUCACACACUCUGCCUAUUACGUACAUCAAUAUCUCACUCUGCCUAUUACGUACAUCAAUAUCACACACAAUGCCUGUUACGUACAUCAAUAUCACUCACUCUGCCUAUUACGUACAUCAGUAUCACACACACUGCCUGUUACGUACAUCAAUAUCACACACUGCCUGUUACGUACAUCAAUAUCACACACUCUGCCUGUUACGUACAUCAAUAUCACACACUCUGCCUGUUACGUACAUCAGUAUCACACACUCUGCCUGUUAUGUACAUCAAUAUCACACACUCUGCCUGUUACGUACAUCAAUAUCACUCACUCUGCCUAUUACGUACAUCAAUAUCACACACACUGCCUGUUACGUACAUCAAUAUCACACACACUGCCUAUUACGUACAUCAAUAUCACACACUCUGCCUAUUACGUACAUCAAUAUCACUCACUCUGCCUAUUACGUACAUCAAUAUCACACACAAUGCCUGUUACGUACAUCAAUAUCACUCACUCUGCCUAUUACGUACAUCAAUAUCACACACUGCCUAUUACGUACAUCAAUAUCGCACACUCGUAAAGUUUGGAAGUCAUUAGUCGGGGCAUGGCAAGUAGAAGAGUGUCUAUUCUGUUUACCUUGUCUGUGUCUGUCUGAUAUUGAUUUAUCUUCUGUCCACCUAUUCUCUAUUCUAUUGGAGCAGCGUCUAGUGGGCUUUGUUGUGUUUUGUUAUGUUUUUUUGGCCUUGAACUUUUUCCUCUAUCAUAAAAAAAUGUGUGUUUGUGAAUGCCAGCAAGUCUGUGUAUGCAUGAUAGCUAUUCAUUCCUUGGCACACACACACACACACACACACACCUAUACACACACACUCACAUCUAUACACACACACACACACACACACACACCUAUACACUUACACACACAUACGCAAACACUUACGCACAUACUCACACACAAACACUCACACACGCACACCUGUUAGCAUGCGCGCACACCUGAGUUGAUUGCAUCUGCUACUUAAUUUAUUUUUCGCCUAAUUUGCACUUGCUUACCUUACCUGCAUGUUCUGUUACUAAACCACAUUAGGAGGAGGAGGAGGAGGAGGAGGAGGGGGUGUAGGUAAGGCCAGGAAGAGUAGGAAGGUUUUAUUAGAAGACUUUUUUUUUACAUUAUUCAAGAGCUUAGAUUUUUAGUUUGCUAGUCAGGAUGAAUAAGUUUUUUGUUUGUUUUUCUCAUUUUCACUCUCUCAUUCUCUUGCUUCCAUUCUCUCUCUCUCUCUCUCUCUCUCUCUCUCUCUCUCUCUCUCUCUCUCUCUCUCUCUCUCUCUCUCUCUCUCUCUCUUCCAAUUUCUCUUCCGGUUUCUCUCACUUCCACUUCCAAUCUCUCUUUCUCUUCCUCUCUCUUCCACUUCCAAUCUCUCUUUCUCUCCCUCAACCAUCUUUCUCCCUACUUUCCUCUCCCUUCCUCACUCAGCCUUUUUUCUCUCCCUCCCUCUCACUUUCACUUUCACUCACCCUUCUCCCUUCCUCUCACUCAACCCUCUGUCUCUCCCCCUCUCUCUCCAUCAACUCCCUUUCUCUCCCUCUCUUUCUCUCUCCAUCAACCCCUUUUCUCUCUCCGUCAACCCUCUCCCUCUCUCCCUACCCCCACCUCAUUCCCUCCAUCCCUCCCUCUCUCUCUCUCUCCCCCUCCUGCUCACUUACCCCUCUCUCCCUCUC